CCCAACCCCCCGGGACAGUGGUGUGUAAAUGAUAUAUUACUUGUUGUGUGUUGAGGACCAGUUGUUUCACACAUAUCAAUGGCGUUCACCAAAAAACUGGUGGUUGUCGGCGACGGCGGUUGCGGUAAAACAUCUCUAUUGAUAGCCUAUUGUAAAAAUUUGUUUACCGAACUAUACACGCCAACUGUUUUCGACAACUAUGUGGCCAACAUUGACAUCGACGGCAAAGUGGGAUGUCUGGCCCUAUGGGAUACCGCGGGACAGGAAGACUACGAACGUAUACGUCCGCUAUCCUAUCCGGACACCGACGUAGUGGUCAUAUGUUUCAGUAUAGACUCUCGGAUAUCGUUUGCCAAUAUUAAACUUAAAUGGGAACCAGAAAUCAAUACCUAUUUACCCGGUAUACCCGUAGUAUUGGUCGGCAAUAAAUCGGAUCUGCAAUCGGAGAAAACAGUUACCGCCGAUGAUGGCUGGAAAAUGGCCGAUACUAUCGGUGCCGUUGGCUAUAUAGAGUGUUCGGCCAAAAAUCGUCUGGGUGUACACAAAGUGUUUGAUGUGGCCGUACGGGCGGCCAAUCAGCGUCGACAUCGGCGUAGACGCGGCGGCGGCGGUAGUGGACAGUCAUCUAUAUGUUGUACAGUAUUGUAG
Oppia nitens is the source of this 648-nucleotide messenger RNA. Its product is annotated as transforming protein RhoA-like. The record is from RefSeq and is a predicted model, not a curated record. Gene Ontology annotation, molecular function: GTP binding; GTPase activity. The transcript is spliced from 2 exons. Bases 79 to 648 code for a protein of 189 amino acids. Lineage: Eukaryota; Metazoa; Arthropoda; Arachnida; Sarcoptiformes; Oppiidae. Gene Ontology annotation, biological process: small GTPase-mediated signal transduction.